This is a messenger RNA of Paramecium sonneborni, 1341 nucleotides long. NCBI's taxonomy places the organism in Eukaryota, Ciliophora, Oligohymenophorea, Peniculida, Parameciidae. The record is from the annotation of a GenBank genome assembly.
AUGAAUUUUUUUAUCAUUUCCACUAUUCUCCUAUUUUCAUAUUUACUAUUGGAUAUUAUAUUUGAUGAUUAUCUAUGGAGAAGAAAUAUUGAUUUUACAAUCUAUUUACAAAAAAAUACAUUCCAAGGAGAAGAAGUGCUUUUUUAAUUUUUCUCAUUAGUCAUUCAAAUACCUAUUUAUUUGGGAGGAUUACAAUUCAUGUUCUCAAGCAAAAAAGUUGAAUGUAUUAUAUACAUAUUUUUAUGCAUGUUUGGAUUUACAAGUAAUGGCUUAUUGAAAAAUGCAUAUCAUCAACCUAGACCUUAUUGGGUAGAAGAUGAAAUAAAUGGGUAUAUAGAAUAAUAAUGAUAUUUCAGUAUUGGUUGUAAUAUGGAAUUUGGAAAACCAUCUGGUCAUGCUCAAACUGCAGUCAUCAUAUAUUAUUCUUACCUUUUUAUUCUGUAUCCUUCCACCUUCAGAUGGAAUAAAUCGAAAGUGUCUAACAAAGAUGAUCAAAGUAACAAUGAUGAAGAACCUUAAUUCAAAUGUGGAUAAAUAAUAUUACUGAAUAUCUUUGCUUUUAUAUGCAUUUUUUUGACUGGACUCUCUAGAGUAUUUUUGGGAGUUCAUACUAUUGGUUAAGUUACACUGGGAUGGAUAUAUGGAAUCUAUAUAGUUUUAAAUUAUCAACUCUAUUGUCAUUAAUUCUUAUUGAAGUACUAUUAUUAAUUAUCUCUAGCUACAUUAAAAAUUAACUGAAAAUAAAAAAUGAAGAAGAAGUAAAGUUUUAAAGAAUGUCAGUUUCUAUUUCUGCAAUAUUUAUUCUUUCAAUUGUUAUUGAUGUUACCUUAUUGGAAUUAAAUAGAAGAGUAUUUAAUUAAAAUGAAAAUCAAAUUAAUUAAUGGUUAUUCAAGAUAACUUAAUGUAAACAUAAAGAUGUCGGAUAUUAUACUAAAAAUCAUACUAAUGUUUUAUAUAAUGGUUGUUUCUUACAUGGAACAUUAUUCUCUUUUAUCUUUUCUUUUAUUUAAGGAUGCUUUUUUAGUUAAGGUACUUUCAACUAGUUUGAGUAUUCUAAUUCUAUGGAGAAAAAAACUUUAAAUUUUAAGAUUUGUAGAUUACUAUUUUAUCUACCAAUGUUAUUACCUUUACCAUUAUUGUUAAUAUAGACAUAUAAUAUUUAUUUGACAUGUUUUUUAAUUGUAAUAUUUGUAUUAAUAUUAGUUCAUCCCUGUUGUAUUUUUUGAAUGUUGGUAUCUCACUUUAGUUUAUCCAAAAUUAUUGGAAAAAUGCAAAUAUUAAGUCAAAGGAGAAUUUUUAGAAUCAAAUAAAGAUUAUUAUGAGUAAUUAUCUUAAAAUUGA